UCCAUCUCCAUAUUGUCAGGUCUCCAAUCCUUCAGAUAGAGACAACAUCGUCAACGUCAUCCCGCCCGUCAGCCAGAGUGGCAUGCCACCAUUCCAAACACUGCUUAGGUUCUGGAUAUUGCUCCAUCCCCACCGAAUCCCCCAUUGUGCCCUCCAUAGGUACUCCUAUUCACUGCAUGUUGAAUCGAGCCAACCAUCAACCAAUAGCUCAGAAUACCCAUCCGAAUACCUAUCACGUAGCUAAUUCUCGAGGCUACCAUUUCAGGCGCCAACUUCUGCUGUUUGCCUAUUUACUGCAUAAGAUUGCCGAAUAGACAUCCCUGCAUGCAAGUAAUACUUCUAAUGCGUGACUCACUCGCCUGCAUUUAGCUUCGACGCGAACCCAAACGAAGCUUCUCAACCCGACUUAGUUGCCGCCUACUUAGCGCUUGACCGACCCCAGUCCCUACACCCCGGAAUCCCUAGCUGUACAUGUAGACGCUCGCUUCACCAUUCUUCUUGGCACGCAAAUGCAUAUAUAAACGUCGCGAACCCCCGAGUUCAUUUAUUGUCGCGCUCUUUGUUUGACGCGACGCGACUCGUCACCCCAACAACCCGCGUCCGCACUGCCUGAUUAAGGCGAGUCUCAGAAGCCAUAAAUUGCCGACCCAGUUCGAACCGACCCGUCACAGCAAACCGUUGCGUUACCGACAUGAGUUCACGAACAUAGUCCGCAACCAAUUUGAACACCAACAAUGGCGCGCACUAGACGAUCAAAUAUCCCAGUCGAGGGCUCUUGGCGUAUGGUGGAAGGCGAAAACGACAGCUUCGACACCUCCAUCGUUCAGGACGCACACGAUGAGAACUGGGUCAUGUCGAGCGGGCAAUCCCAAUACACAUCAUCCUCACAAGACCUAGCAUCUCAAGAAAGCAUUCGCGACUUCGCCGACAGAGCCGACGAAGAUCAGAUCAUCCUGCGAGCGCCCUUCCAGCCUUCCCUAGCAUCCACGCGGCAUGCUUCAUUAGAUAAGGAGCGGACCCCGAUUCCGGAGUUCUUCAUGCCUACUCCCGUAGUCAACACUAGCCCUCGACGCCCCAGCACUCGCUCGUCAAGAACCAUCAACCCUGAGUCAACUGAGACAUCACAAGUUCGUCGGCGAGUAUUCCGGCAGGGAUCAGCCGAUGAGGCUCUUCAGGGUUCCAUCAAGCCGCCAUUCGACGACCACAUGCGGAAGCGUUCGACGCAGCAGCCUGGUGUCCCUCAACGAUCCACGAACUUGACUUCAGGGGUUCUCUUAGAUUGCUUUGGUUGGAUUUUCUCCGUCAUCGGAAUCGCUCUACGAUUUGCGAAGUGGCCUAUCGCCUUGUUCCUGGCUCUCUAUAUGGUGCUCGGGAUUGCCCUAGUAACGAGGAAUGUCGUCACUGAUUCCGUCACUGCAUCGUUGCAGCCUAUCUGCAGGAUACCGGGUGUUUCGUUUCUCGAUAUCCCAUUCUGCACAAAUGGUCCUUCCCCCCCAGGUUCGAAGGGCAAAGCACAGCCUGUCGCGUUCGACGAACUUAUGAAUGUGCAAUCGCAAUUCGAGAAAGUACUCGAGGACUCGACACAAGGCGUCUCGUUGCCUAUGGAUAUGAAGCGCGCCGAGGCGUCAGUGCGUGAUCUGCGCACGCUAGUCAAAUAUAGCGAUUUGCCCUCGCGCGAAGAACUAGUCUAUGAGUUCGACGGUUAUAUAGAUUCUGUGCGCAACAUUAUCAACGAUCUACAAUCGUUCAACACCCAUGUCGGCGGUGCUGUCGACAGCGUCAUCAACAUCAACCGCUGGACAUCUCGGUACAUCGACUCCAUCGCCGUAAACCGAGAAGCACAGAGCCAGUUGAUCUCGUGGAACAUUAUCGAAUGGUUAUUUGCGCCCUUUCAACCCCCUGUAUUUCACGAGCGCAUAAUACUGGAGAAAUACAUCGAACAUACGUCUUUCGUCUCGGAUAAGAUUCAAGGUCUUAUUCUCGAGGCACAAGCUACGCUUCGCCUGCUCUCGAAGGCGGAUGAUCAUCUGCAACGUAUCGAUGAAUUCAUCGUGCGAAACGGGAAUGCAGCUAAGGAAAAGCGUAGCGAUGCACUCUGGGAUCUAUGGACUUACAUCGGCGCGAAUAAUCGCCAACUCAAUAAAUUGAGCGCUCAACUGUCGUUGCUGAAACAAGUCGAUGCGCAGCGCACUGCGGCUGUCACGCAGCUCAUGGGCCUUGUGCAUGACCUAGGCGAUAUUCAGACUAAAUUGAGUGAUUUAAGGGAUCGUGUCGCGGCCCCGGAGUUGCUGGCUGAUACUACGUCUAUUCCGCUCAGUGUGCAUAUUGAGACCAUCGAUGCUGGAGUCCAGAGGCUUGAGGCGGCGAGAGUACGUAUCCGUACAGAAGAGAAUGAACGGUUGCAGCAGGCGCUUGCUAGGGGGAAGGGGGAGAUUCCUAUGAUUGAAUCCUGAGAGGGUAAUAGUUGGGACUGGAUCGGGGUUGAUAUGAUAGGGUUUGCUUGGAUUGCUGUGUGCAUGCGACGGCGCUUGGAGUUCAGGUUGACCCUGGGUUGGAUAUGAGCUUUCGCGGCGUCGAUGAUUGCAUUUUGGAGGACUGGGUUUGAGUAUAGAUACCACUAAUAUAUACUUUUCAUUCAAAUGAGGGUGUUACAUGUGACUUUUAUGAGUAAGGAUAUAUCGUAUCAUGCGCUUCGAAGAUGGUAUUAGGUAAACAAGUAUGUACAUAGGUUGGGAGGUAGUGAAAUGUGACUACGACUUCGUUGGUUGUCAUAUAUUAGGUAGGUGAGAUAAUUGGGUUAAAUACACUCACGCUCCCCCAAUAUAAGUACCUAUAACUCGCCAUACAUAUGCCCUGAAGUGUACUGUAGACAGGUAGGCACUUAGAUAGCUUGGUAUGAAAAGCGCGUUGUCUCUGGACCUUGAAUGGAUUGUGUAAGUAUCA
Xylaria bambusicola is the source of this 2943-nucleotide messenger RNA. RefSeq lists its product as uncharacterized. The transcript has a single exon. The coding region runs from base 735 to 2453 and encodes 572 amino acids. NCBI's taxonomy places the organism in Eukaryota, Fungi, Ascomycota, Sordariomycetes, Xylariales, Xylariaceae. The record is from RefSeq and is a predicted model, not a curated record.